Cryptococcus deneoformans JEC21 is the source of this 1079-nucleotide messenger RNA. RefSeq names its product isopentenyl-diphosphate delta-isomerase, putative. Gene Ontology annotation, molecular function: isopentenyl-diphosphate delta-isomerase activity. The coding region runs from base 73 to 870 and encodes 265 amino acids. The record is from RefSeq and is a predicted model, not a curated record. The transcript has 5 exons. Gene Ontology annotation, cellular component: cytoplasm. NCBI's taxonomy places the organism in Eukaryota, Fungi, Basidiomycota, Tremellomycetes, Tremellales, Cryptococcaceae. Gene Ontology annotation, biological process: isopentenyl diphosphate biosynthetic process; isoprenoid biosynthetic process.
UUCGCUCUGAUAGUAAUAAAACUUUAAUUUCUCUUAUCAUCUUCUUGCCAGUGCUCCUCCUGGCUUUCCAACAUGUCGACAACUGCUGUAGAAACCGUCACCACCUCUCCCGCGACUCUCACCACUGCCGUCAAUGAUAUUAAUCUCGAUUCGUAUGAUGAAGAGCAAGUAAGACUUAUGGAAGAGAGGUGCAUUCUUGUCACUCCCGAGGACAAGGUUUAUGGCGAAGGAAGUAAAAAAGUCUGUCACCUCAUGUCUAACAUCAACACUGGUCUUCUUCAUCGUGCUUUUUCCGUUUUCCUUUUCCGCCCCGCCGAUGGCCGUCUCCUCCUUCAAAAACGUGCCGACGAAAAGAUAACUUUCCCCAGCAUGUGGACCAAUACUUGCUGUUCUCAUCCGUUGAGUAUCAAAGCUGAACUUGUGGAAGAGCACCAGGCAGGCGUGAAAGCCGCCGCCAUUAGAAAACUUCCUCAAGAGCUGGGAAUACCAGAGAGUCAACUUAAGCCUGAGGACUUCCAUUUCCUCACUCGGAUACACUAUCUGGCGCCUAGUAGUGGCGUCUGGGGAGAGCACGAGAUCGACUACAUUCUGUUCUCUACCCUCAACGUGGACCUUGACCUCAACCCCAACGAGGUCAGUGAUGCCAAAUAUGUUUCAAAAUCUGAACUUGAGGCCAUGUUCACCGAUCCUUCCAAUUCAUUCACCCCGUGGUUCAAGCUUAUUGCUCGAGACCUUCUUUUCCCUUGGUGGGAUGAGAUGCUUGCCAAGUCUAGAUCGGCCGGGUGGGACGAGGAGAGCGGAGUUGGAGAGGUUCGAGCGGACGUACUGGCUAACGGACCGAAAAUAAAUGAGCUCAUUCGGAUGAUCUGAGUUCUGUCAUAGUUAAAGAGAGCAGCAUUGAUCUUUGAGAUAGUGGACGGCGUUUUGGACAUUCGUGUAAUUUCAUACUUUUUUUUGGACAUAAUGGAGGUAUAUUCUCUAUCUUAGCGCUGCAUUAAUCGGAUGUUCUAGUCGAAACGGAAGUUUUGCUUUGAAAUGAACUCCCCCUCGAUAGAUCUAAUGAUAUAUGUCGGAUCGAC